AUGAUCACCUCCGAAUCUGCCCCCAAAGAGCAACCGGUCACCGCAGACCUCUGCGACUGGGUCACAUCCCUACGAGCCUCUGAUAUCCCCACCCAUGUGCUCCAACGCGCCAAGCACCUCAUCCUCGACGGCAUAGCCUGCGGACUAGUUGGCGCGCACGUCCCGUGGUCGGAGAAGUGUAUCGAUGCCAUCGACGACUACGAGCCUGCCGGCUACUGCAGUGUGCUGGACACCAACAAGAAAUACGGACCCCUCGCCGCCGCAAUUCUCAACGGGGCAUUCAUCCAAGCAGUCGAACUAGAUGACUAUCACAGCGCCGCUCCCCUGCACUCCGCCAGCGUCAUCCUCCCAGCCCUCUUCGCCGCAGCCGAGGUCCGAUCGCACGGAAGCCAAAAGCAACCCCGACGAGCCGUCACCGGCCUGGAACUCCUCAUCGCAGCAGUUGUAGGCUUCGAAACCGGGCCCCGCGCUGGCGCCGCGAUGUACGGGGCCGAACUACUCUCACGCGGCUGGCACUCGGGCCCAAUCUUCGGCUGCCCCGCCGCCGCCGCCGCCGCCUCCAAACUCCUAAACCUCGACAGCGAAGCCACCGAGUCAGCCAUCGGCAUCGCAUGCACGCAGGCCGGUGGACUGAUGGCAGCACAGUACGAGGGGAUGAUCAAGCGGGUGCAGCAUGCGUUCGCGGCGCGCAACGGGCUGUUCGGGGCGCUGCUGGCGCGCAACGGCUACCUGGGCAUCCGGAAGGUGUUCGAGCGGCCCUACGGCGGGUUUCUGGCCAUGUUCAGCCGGGGCAACGGACGCGAGCCGCCUUACCAGCCUGAAGAGGUGACCGCGGGGCUGGGGCGGGUCUGGCAGACCACCAACAUUCGGGUCAAGUUGCAUGCCUGUGUUGGGGGUUGUCACGGGCAGGUCGAGGCGUUGGAGCGGCUGCAGGAGAUAUACCCGGAUAGGUUCACCCAGGCGAACUUGCAGAAUAUCCAGAGUAUCCGGGUAGCGCUGUCGGAGCCGGUCUUCGCGCAUGAUGGCUGGGUGCCCGCUGAGCGGCCGCUCACGGCCACAGGAGCCCAGAUGAACGCGGCGUACAUCGGGGCGGCGCAGCUGGUGUACGGACAGGUGCUGCUGGAGCAGUUCGACGCGGCUGCGUUGGACGAUGAUCGCGUCUGGGAGUUGAUUCGCAAGACGACUUGCGUCCGAGACGAAGAGUUUGACCAGCCUAACCAUCUCUGCGGAGCAAGGGUAACUGUGAAAUUCGCAGACGGGGUGACGGUGGAGGAGACCGUGGCCAUGCCCCGCGGGUUUGACCCGCCGAUCACUGACGAGGAGAUUCGCGAGAAAUGGCGCAGGCUGGCGCGGACGGUGGGCGAUGAUGCUCGCAUGCAACGGCUGGAGGGGGCUGUGCUUUCUUUGGAGGAUUUGAAGGAUGUUUCUGAGCUCUUCGCCCUGAUUCGGGGAUGA
Aspergillus aculeatus ATCC 16872 is the source of this 1455-nucleotide messenger RNA. RefSeq names its product MmgE/PrpD family protein. Lineage: Eukaryota; Fungi; Ascomycota; Eurotiomycetes; Eurotiales; Aspergillaceae. Gene Ontology annotation, molecular function: lyase activity. The transcript has 2 exons. Bases 1 to 1455 code for a protein of 484 amino acids. The record is from RefSeq and is a predicted model, not a curated record.